CGGAUUUGACUCAUCUCCCAUCUCACGAAGGGUGACACUCUAGGUUCACAACAGAAAAUAUCUCAGGCCCAGCACCGCAGAAGUCACGGAGAGGCAGCUCUGCUAUUGCUUCCCUGAACCAUGGAUUACCUCCCGUCCUUGAGCCCCAAAGACCUACUCAGGUCGGUAUCCAGCAUAAGCUCCGAGUUUGGCCGUAGGGUCUGGACGUCAGCUCCACCACCUCAGAGACCUUUCCGUGUCUGUGAUCACAAGCGAACAGUCCGGAAAGGCCUCACAGCUGCCACCCGCCAGGAACUGUUAGAUAAGGCACUGGAGACCCUGCUGCUGAGUGGAGUGCUAACACUGGUACUAGAAGAGGAUGGUACUGCUGUGGAGAGUGAGGACUUCUUUCAGCUAUUAGAGGAUGACACAUGCCUGAUGGUGCUGGAGCCUGGACAAAGUUGGAGCACUGCUAGGGGUGGGAUGCUGCCAUACGGCCUGGGCCGAGAGAAGCCAAAGCACAGUAAGGACAUUGCCCGCAUCACCUUUGAUGUAUACAAGCAAAAUCCUCGAGACCUCUUCGGCAGCCUAAACGUCAAAGCAACAUUCUAUGGGCUCUAUUCUAUGAGCUGUGACUUUCAAGGAGUGGGUCCAAAAAAAGUACUCAGAGAGCUCCUCCACUGGCUCUCCAAGCUGCUGCAAGGCAUUGGCCAUGUACUGCUGGGAAUUUCCUCCACCCUUCGCCAUGUAGUCGAGGGGGGUGAGUACGGGCAGCGUCAGGGUCGCCUCCAUCCCCACUGAGAAGAGGUUCUGAGCAUUUGUCCCCAGGCUUGUUCUAUGAGACAUGCUAUGAAGACUGCGACCGCAUCCAGUUUUAGGACCUGCAGGCAGUGCAGACUAAACAAGCCCCAACUUUCCCGCUGUCCUCACCCCACUGUGAUAGAACCAAUCAACAUGUUUUCCUCCAACUGAACUCUGCCCUUAAUAUCCUAUCCUGCUUUACCCACAUUUGCAACCUUCCACUUACCCUCAAAGGCCACAACCUGCUCCAAGAACCUCGAUUCCACCCCAAAUUGCUGCUACAUCCUUACCAACACCCCCCACCUCAUCCCUAAGCUCCCCACCACAUUGACAACAGCCUUCUCUGACUUUUAAUCUUGAGAUCUCUAUUUCUUUGUAUUUUUCACCUAAAAAUAAAAUUGCAAUAAAAUAUAAAAAUGUU
Octodon degus (degu) is the source of this 1201-nucleotide messenger RNA. RefSeq names its product cell death-inducing DFFA-like effector b (gene Cideb). Gene Ontology annotation, biological process: apoptotic process; regulation of apoptotic process. The transcript has 5 exons. Lineage: Eukaryota; Metazoa; Chordata; Mammalia; Rodentia; Octodontidae. The record is from RefSeq and is a predicted model, not a curated record. The coding region runs from base 121 to 780 and encodes 219 amino acids.